Molecule: messenger RNA, 537 nt
Organism: Canis lupus familiaris (dog)
Lineage: Eukaryota; Metazoa; Chordata; Mammalia; Carnivora; Canidae
Gene: SNURF
Product: SNRPN upstream reading frame
Exons: 4
Coding region: 138-353 (71 amino acids)
Cellular component (GO): nuclear speck
Source: RefSeq, a predicted model, not a curated record
GCAGGAGGGGCGUCUUGCUGCGCAUGCGCAGGUAGAGCUGGCGUGACUGGUUGGCUUUGGCGCAGUGACUUGGGCGCAGAGUGGAGUGGUCGCCGGAGAUGCGUGACUGUCUGUUCUGAGGAGCGGCUGACAGCGCGAUGGAGCGGGCCAGGGACCGCUUACACCUGAGACGGACUACGGAACAGCACGUCCCAGAGGUGGAAGUCCAAGUCAAACGUAGAAGGACAGCCUCACUGAGCAACCAAGAGUGUCAGCUGUACCCAAGGCGAUCUCAGCAGCAGCAAGUCCCUGUGGUGGAUUUCCAGGCAGAACUGAGACAGGCAUUCUUGGCUGAGACACCAAGAGGUGGUUAAAGCAGUAUUGGAACAUCCAGGUAGCUAAUAUCCAAGUGAAAAACCAGGCUCCAUCUACUGUUUGAAGCUUCUGCCCCAAGCUUGCAUUGUUUGUAGGAGAACCUGCAUCAUACCUUUAUCUGUAGCCUUCCCUUAGGUCUUAAGGAUCCUGAAACCUAACUGGACAUUGGAUUUGGUGGAACAG